Prunus mume (Japanese apricot) is the source of this 1871-nucleotide messenger RNA. RefSeq names its product Pentatricopeptide repeat (PPR-like) superfamily protein. Gene Ontology annotation, biological process: RNA modification. The record is from RefSeq and is a predicted model, not a curated record. Gene Ontology annotation, molecular function: protein binding; RNA binding. Lineage: Eukaryota; Viridiplantae; Streptophyta; Magnoliopsida; Rosales; Rosaceae.
GAAAACAAGAGCCACCAGAAAGAAAAUGACCCCAUGUUGUUGCUCUUUCACUUCUUCAACCUCUAUCUCCAAAUUCAUCUCAGAGAGACCACACCUCUCCAUGCUUGAAAAACAAUGUACCAACAUGAAAGACCUCCAAAAGAUCCAUGCCCACCUCAUCAAAACUGGCCUUGUCAGUGACACUGUUGCAGCUAGCCGCGUCUUGGCCUUUUGUGCCUCCCCAGCUGGAAACAUCAGCUAUGCUUACAUGGUUUUCAGGCACAUCCAGAAUCCAAACCCUUUCAUUUGGAACACCAUCAUUAGAGGCUUCUCUGAAAGCCCAACCCCAGAAACUGCAAUCUCUCUUUUCAUUGAUAUGUUGGUCACUUCAGCAAUUGAGCCACAGAGAUUGACUUACCCUUCAGUCUUUAAGGCUUAUGCUCAACUUGGUCUAGCCCAUGAUGGAGCUCAGCUUCAUGGAAGGAUUAUAAAAUUGGGUCUUGAAAGUGAUCAGUUUAUAAGAAACACCAUCAUACACAUGUAUGCAAAUUGUGGGUUUUUGAGUGAAGCAAGAAGACUGUUUGAUGAAGACUUGGAAUGUGACACUGUUGCAUGGAAUUCUAUGAUAAUGGGCCAUUCCAAAUGGGGUGAAGUCAGUGAAUCUAAAAGGCUGUUUGAUAAGAUUCCUUUGAGGAACUCAGUUUCUUGGAACUCUAUGAUUAGUGGGUUUGUUAGGAAUGGGAAGUAUACAGAGGCAUUGGAUCUUUUUAGUGAAAUGCAGAAGAAGAGGGUUAAGCCUAGUGAGUUUACAAUGGUGAGCCUGUUGAAUGCUUCAGCUCAGUUAGGAGCAAUUGGACAAGGGGAGUGGAUUCAUGAAUAUAUAAAGAAAAAUGGUGUUGAAAUGAAUGCCAUUGUUAUCACAGCAAUUAUAAACAUGUACUGCAAGUGUGGAAGCAUUGAAGAAGCUAUUCGUGUGUUUGAGGCAAACCCCAGAAAAGGGUUGUCCUGUUGGAACUCCACCAUCAUGGGGCUAGCCAUUAAUGGUUGUGAGGAAGAAGCAAUUGAGCUAUUCUCAAGGCUUGAAUCUUCAAAUUUUAUACCGGAUGGUGUCAGUUUUCUUGGUGUCCUAACCGCGUGCAACCACUCGGGAAUGGUGGAUAAAGCAAGGGAUUAUUUCUCAAUAAUGAGUGGGACAUAUAAGAUUGAACCUUCAAUAAAACACUACAGUUGCAUGGUUGAUGUGUUAGGCCGAGCUGGACUUCUUGAAGAAGCAGAGGAGCUUAUACAUAGUAUGCCAAUGAAAGCAGAUGCCAUAAUUUGGGGGUCUUUGCUCUCAUCUUGUAGGAAGCAUAGAAACGUUGAAAUGGCUAAAAGGGCAGCAAAUCGUGUGAUUGAAUUGGAUCCAAGUGACAGCUGCGGUUAUGUGCUUAUGUCAAAUGUUUAUGCUGCCUCUAGUCAAUUUCAGGAAGCAAUGAAGGAAAGGCUUUCCAUGAAGCAGCAGAAGAUAGAGAAAGAACCGGGAUGUAGUUUGAUCGAAGUGGAUGGGGAGGUUCAUGAGUUUAUAGCUGGUGGAAGGCUCCAUCACAAAGCCCCAGAGAUUUAUUCUUUGUUGAAUGAGUUGGGAUUCAUGUUACCAGAAAUGGCAUAGGUUAUGAUAAUUUUGUUUCCAAUGACCCAUGAUAUAUAUCCCUGCACAAACUUUAGUUCUUUCUCUUUUCUGUUUUGUUGGUGGUCUUUCAAAAACUUAUAGGUCAUUUACAUACCAACCCUUUUCAGUGGGAAAGCAUGCAAGUGAUUUUCUGUGGUUUUGAACAGAGGUGAAGUAGCCCAACUGUAUUUUAUAUAGGUGCUCUUGCACUUGUUACAUGAUUAUACACAUAAUGAUACAUUAA